CUUCAUGGCUCGUAUAUUUGUGCCCUUAUUUCAUGAUUUUUCAUGUGUUAUUCAGAUUUAGGUUCAUAACAUAACAAUGGGAAGUAAAGGUCGCAUGCCGCCGCCGCCUCCGCAUUUGCGGCGGCAGCUUCCGCAUCCUUUCGAUUUGUUGCCGCCGCCGCCGCUGCACGUGAUGGAGCAGAAGCUCGCAUCUCAGCACGUGGAGAUGCAGGGUCUGGCUACGGAGAACCAGAGGCUGGCGGCGACGCACGGUGCCCUGCGGCAAGAGCUGGCUGUGGCACAACACGAGCUGCAUAUGGUGCAUGGCAACAUUGGGAGCGUGAAGGAAGAGAGGGAGCAUCAGAUGCGUGGCUUGAUUGAUAAGAUUGCGAAGAUGGAAGCUGAGGUGGUGGCCGCGGAACCGGUUAGGGUUGAGUUGCAGGAGGCGCGUGGGGAGGCACAGAAGUUGGUUGUGUCGAGGGAGGAACUGAUUUCGAAGGGUCAGGAAUUGAGUCAUGAGCUUCAAAGGGUUCAUGUGGAUGUGCAACACAUUCCUGCUCUCAUCUCUGAACUUGAUUGUCUCAGACAGGAGUAUCAGCAUUGCAGGGCCACUUAUGACUAUGAAAAGAAAUUAUACAAUGAUCACCUUGAGUCACUUCAGGUGAUGGAAAAGAACUAUGUUUCUAUGAGUAGGGAAGUGGAAAAACUUCAAGCAGAACUUACAAACACUGCUAAUGUUGAUCGGAGUAGUGGGCCAUAUGGUGGCACCUCUGGAACUAAUGAGAAUGAGGCUUCUGGUCUUCCUGUGGGACAAAAUGCGUAUGAAGAUAGUUAUGCUGUUGUGCAGGGACGUGGCCCCCUCCCUGCUGCCAGUGGUGGUGGCAGCACUACUACAGCUACUACUGUUGGAGCUCAACCUGGUCCAGCUUUUGCAGGGACUGGUUAUGAUGAUCCUAGAGGGCCUGGUUACAAUACAUCUGCAGGGCCUACUUAUGAUGUAGAGAGGGGUGUUACUUAUGAUACACAGAGGUUGACUGGUUACGAUGCAUUUAGAGGAUCUGCUUACGAUUCAAAGAGAGGAUCAAAUUUUGAUGCUCAGAGAACUGGCUAUGAUCCACAGAGAGGUCCGGGUUAUGAUGCGCAGAGAGGACCUUCUUAUGAUGCAUCAAGAGCAGCUGGUUAUGAUCCACAGUCAAGAGGUUUUGUUGGUCCACAUGGACAUACUCUGCCGGUGAACAAUAUGCCUUAUGGGUCCAUAACACCACCUGCUAGUAGCGGUGGAUACGAGGCUGCUCGAGGUGUAAACCAUGCUAGGAGAUGAUGACCUUGACUCCUUGAGUCUUGAGAAUCAAUUGAGAUGCCAUACCCAUAAUAUAUUGAUGCCACUCAAAUCAAUUAGUGUGUAUCAUUCAAAUCUAAAUGAACGCCUGGCUUUGUCCUCAUCUUUCUUAUGUAAUUUACAUGGUGGACUAGAGCAAAAAAUUGUUAGUCGUCAUUAAGAUAUACACUCUCACCCCAUUUAACUGCUUUAGAUGAAAUUGGCAAUAGAAUAU
Gastrolobium bilobum is the source of this 1532-nucleotide messenger RNA. RefSeq names its product protein FLX-like 2. Bases 77 to 1300 code for a protein of 407 amino acids. The transcript has 4 exons. Lineage: Eukaryota; Viridiplantae; Streptophyta; Magnoliopsida; Fabales; Fabaceae. The record is from RefSeq and is a predicted model, not a curated record.